Molecule: messenger RNA, 2204 nt
Organism: Owenia fusiformis
Lineage: Eukaryota; Metazoa; Annelida; Polychaeta; Sabellida; Oweniidae
Source: the annotation of a GenBank genome assembly
ACAAAAAUGGCGGACAAACACUGCUAAAAAUUCUUCCCACCAAUUAGCCAUUUUAUACCCGAUAAUGAAUGUCUAUCAGUAUUAGAAAUGAUGCUAUAGCUUCAUAAGAUCCACAUCAUCAUGGAUUUCAGUGCCCUUGAUGUUCUGGCUGCUGCAGCUUCAUUGAAAAGCGAUAACAUCAGAGUCAAUUCAGAAAGCGUCGAGGAUGUCUUAGUAAAAUCACCACAAUAUUCAAAGCACUCAGAUUCUGCUGUCGAUGGUAUGGCAUGUGAUCACGAAAUAUCUGAUACAACCGACCAGAUCACUACAGACAUCAAAGUAGAUGGGGAAGCUGAGAAGAAAAUUCAAAAUGUAGCUGUUCACAAUUCAUGCCUGACAAACUUAUUACGAACUAACAGUGAAGACCAAAGCGAAUCAAUUAGCACCACAGAUUCAUCUUCAAAUAACAACAAACCUAAUAUAUUAAUUAAAACUGUAAAGCCAUUGAGCACAGUCACAGUGCAUGCUGUGAAUAAUGACAAGUCUGCUAUAAACAACAAGUCAUCUGAGACAGACAGAUUGCAGGUGGCCACAAACAAUGGUAUUAGGAAAGUGACAACAAUUGGCUCUACAAAGCCAAAUCAAACUGGUAUAACAACUAUAGGCUCACAGAAUGCCAACCAACAAAAGUCAAAGAUAAUAUAUCUAAAAAGUAACAAUGCAGGAUUGGUGCAGAAUCUCUCUUUGAGCAAUAUUGGAGCAUCAAGGACAUAUACCAUUGAUGGCAAAAGGGUAGUUGUUUUAAAAAAGAGUGAUUUGUUGAAUAGCAAUCUGGAUCCAUCUCAUGUUAAAGUCAUUAAAGGGGGUACAACUUCAACAAAUGCAAUGGCUGCUACAUCAAUAGCUCCUACAGUGGUACCUCUAUCAACAUCAGUGCCAUUAUCAAAAACACAUCCAAAGAUAUCUAGGAUUAUAACACUACCAAAGGCAUCUGAGGCAAGCCAUUUAGGAGUCAACAGAAAGGAUGGAAUUGCAGGCAUCAAACCCAUUGAUACAAGGACUAGCAUCGUAUUACCUCAAAAAAAUAUUCUAUCAUCAACAAAUGCAUCAGUGGUUCAUGUUAAUUCAACAUCUAAAAUAAUUGUGAAACCCAAUACCACAACAAUGAAUGUGACUAACCUCCAAGUUCCUACCCCACUCAGUCAAAGACUUAGUACUCAUCUGCAAGAUUCUUCAGGUACAACUAAUGAACUUCAUAUGAAUAGUUACCAUGCAAUAAAGACAAAUGGCUUAAACAUUGGUGCUCAGCCAGUGAAUUCUACUCAGCUACAAACUAUAGACUCAAAGACAGAAAAUGUGAUUGGUGAGUCAUUGAAGUCUACAUUUGUUUUGGACACGACAUCGUCAAAUAUGGAUGUGCCACAGAAAACGCUACAAAAUGUUCCUUCAUCAAAUGAAGACACAUCAAAGUCUAAAAAUACAGACAAAACAGAUAUUUAUACAAAGUUAUCAAAAGUUGACAUGGAGCCAUCAAAUCUGAAUACAAAUGGAGAUACUUCAAAGUCAGAAUAUACAGACAUAUCAAAUAUAAAUACAAAGUUACCAAAAGAUGAUAUAGAACCAUCAAAUCUUAAUACUGAUUUAACGAAUGUGGACAUUCAGACACAGAGUGAAACUCUCAAUUCUUCAAGGGGAACUUUCACUUUUAAUAAUAGUCAAAACAAUAUUGAACAAUUGUCUAUUGAAAGUGUUUCAAAGAACGCCUCAACUAGCAACGUAGAGCUCCUUCCUCAAGCAAAUGCAACCUCCGUCUCUACCAUUCCCACUGUGUCUACAGCUUCAACAUCAACAAGUGCCAAAAUGACGAAGAUCGAAAAAUCUGAAAUUAAACCAGAUAUAACAUUAAACAUCCCAGUGAGUACCAACAGCCAAGCAUUUAGCAUACUGACCAAUUUUAUGAAACCUAUUCCAGCAAUGAUGUCAUCUGGUACACCUGGAGAGGUUUUACUGAAGCCUUUACAGACAGGAGUCUCCUCGACUACUCCAGUUAUGCCCAAAAGGCGAGGAAGACCAUUGGGUGCAACAGGUAGCAAAAAAGUUACAUUAAAUAAUGGCACAUUUGGCCAGUUGCAGAGUUCAGUUCCUCUUAGUUCCAUGCAAGGAAAUGUAAAUUUAGAGACCUUGAAAACUGCCCUUCAGUCAGGAUCACCCAAUAACAGAGUGAA